GCCUCGCACCCAUGCACGGAGACAAGGUCGUGGAUGGACGGGAGUGAAAAUUUUUCACCAGACAUGAAAAGUCACAUGUCGCCAAUCUAUUCCAGGACUGCAUGUUUGACACUAUGCACAGCAAGUGGUCUUGGUGUGAAUUCUAGACGGCGUUUAAGCAGCAAAAUAAGUGCCAAGCAAACUAAGGAGCUUGAUAAGGUUUCCUACCCGCGGAGAUCCAGUAGAAGCCGCGGAAAUAGGCUGACUUUGACUGUGCAGAGUCAGUCGCACUUCCCCGGCGCUUUAUUUUUGCAUCUGGUACAGGUGCUGUCUGUCGCACCCUAGCAAUGAGACGUCGGGAACUCCUCCCGGAGAGAUGCUUUCGCCGUGGUACAUACCUGUCACGGCGGGCGUGAGACAGACAAGUCUCCGUCUUUCGAGACCUGAGCGUAUGCGAAAACACUACCGGCUUCAGGCACCUGACGCAAACUUAUAGUUUGAUGCUGUGACCCUAUGUCAGUGGGGUUAAAUUUAGAGUUUCCCAGACCCUACGGCAUCGAUUAGUUUUUACCGGGCCUGAAUUAUGAGUGUAUAGACCGCGGGUCCAAAUGACAAAUUCGAAAGAUCAGCUAGACAGUCACUUUUCAGCCGCGGGUUACCAGACCGCGCUGAGGGGAAUUAAGCCUUCGUAUUGACCUAGACAGCCGUUGCUUGAAUCAUAAUUUAGCGGGGUACCCUAAAUCUCGC
Messenger RNA from Babjeviella inositovora NRRL Y-12698, 726 nucleotides. RefSeq lists its product as uncharacterized. Lineage: Eukaryota; Fungi; Ascomycota; Pichiomycetes; Serinales. The coding region runs from base 64 to 324 and encodes 86 amino acids. The record is from RefSeq and is a predicted model, not a curated record. The transcript has a single exon.